UUGCUGGUUCACAUAUACAGUAGUGCUGUACCAUUGAUUACUAACCAUGUUAAUACAAGGUUGGACUGAGUUUGCUUCAUACAGAUAUUUUGAUGUCAGGGAUGUAAAGGUUGAUGAGACAUUUGGGCACAUUUGCUGUCUCCCAUUUAGACAAAUCUUAAUUUGAUUUUGGCAAAAAGAAGUCAUAAUUAAGAAUUCACUGCCUGAAUUAAGCUGUGGUUUUCUCUGAGCCAUUCAGAGCAGUUGCUCAGAAAAUUAUACAACAAUAAACAAUAUAAAAACAACAAAUGGGGCAACACAAACAGGAGGUAACUUAGCUACAACAGGACUGCAUUGUUCAGAUUUUACACACCAUAUGUACUGUAUUGAGAUCCUUGUAUAAAUUGAUACAACAUGUUGUUACACCCCUGCUGGAUAUUUGUAAAAACUUACACAUUUUUGUCAGCAGAAAAUAAUUUUGAUUCUUAAAAAGUGAAGAAAGGAAUUGGUUUUCAGCCUCUCAAAUAUGAAUAUUUUCUGGUUUUCUUAAUAUUCUGUGACAAUAAAUUAGUUAGACAAAACAAGAGAUUUGAAAAAAAAAGUGAUGGGUCUUUUUCACUGUUUCAUCACAAUCUGUGAUUACAAAGGGAAUCAGUAGAUUAAUCAAAAAUUAAAGUAAGGAUUACUUUAAUCACCCAUUAAUCUACCUGUUAUCUUCUUGAUCAAUCCAUUCAGGGUUUGGUGACUGUCAGCAAAUAGUGAAAAAUUACAAGUUUCCAGUGCUCAAAGUGAUGUCUUCAGGUGUCUUGUUUUGUUUGACCAACAGCCCAAAAGUAAUGUAACAUACAGUUACUUAUAAUAGAAAAGCAGAAAAAUAUUCACAUUUGUUAGGCUUGAUCCAGUGAAUUUGUGCUUAAAAAUGACAAUUAAUGGAUUAUCAGAACCGGCACUGAUGAAGUUUCUGUUGAUUGAUUGAACUAAAUCAGCUGAUCACUGCAGCUCUAAAACAUAAAAGCGACAGUAUAUUGGGAGCAGUUGAAUUGAUGUGGUUUUAUUGUGACAUGAAAUACCACAGCCAUUGAUUGAUUCAUAUGGUUAGUAAUCAAAAGAUUUCAACACACUUCCUCGCAGCAUCAUUUUCAUCACUUCAGUCUAUUAGCAUCUGCCUGCUUUUUUUUUUACUCUUUGCUUUUCACCCACAUUUGUUGGGUGUCAUGGUGCCAAGAAACUUGCAUCAGUUUGGAGGUGAAACUGGGUGGGCUGCAUUUUCCUUUUAAAAUCAAAUUCAUACAUUCCAACUGAUUGGGUUUUGUCUCGGAGCAUUUGAUGAGUGGCCUGGCAGUCCCAAAGUUGAUCUGCAUCUCAAAAGCGAGAAGCAUCAAGCGUUGAUCUGACCGGUGAUGGUGCUUUUUUAGCACACGUACACACACGCGCACAAAUGAUCAAUGUAAUUUGGUGUACUGAAAUAGCCCACCAUAAGGAACAGGCAGCCAACCCCAUCAGUCACGUGGUACAGGGUGCAGCAACGUCAUUAGGGCAGAGAUUUGUGAAGAAUAAGCAGACAGAAGGAAGGAGCCCCGGAGGUGCGGCACUUUCUUAGCAUUUGCAUCGUUCCUGUUGUUUUUUUUUCCCCCGGCCAGAGAGAGAACAGAGUAUCUGUUCAACAUUUUAGAGACCCAAAUGCCCGGUCCCACCCAAGCCCUUUCCCCAAAUGGAGAGAAUAACAACGACAUCGUCCAGGACAACGGAUCCAACAUCAUUCCUUACAGGAAAAAUACGGUGCGAGGAGAGCGCGCCUACAGCUGGGGGAUGGCGGUCAACGUAUAUUCUACCUCAAUAACCCAGGAGACUAUGAGCAGGCAUGACAUCACUGCCUGGGUUAACGACAUUCUCUGCCUAAACUAUACGAAAGUGGAGCAGCUCUCCUCAGGAGCUGCCUAUUGCCAGUUCAUGGACCUGCUCUUUCCUGGCUGCAUCAGUCUUAAAAAGGUCAAGUUUCAAGCUAAGUUGGAGCACGAGUACAUUCACAAUUUCAAAUUGUUACAGGCAUCCUUCAAAAGGAUGAAUGUGGACAAGAUUAUUCCUGUGGAGAAACUGGUCAAAGGCAGAUUUCAGGACAAUCUUGAUUUCAUCCAGUGGUUUAAGAAGUUCUUUGAUGCCAAUUACGAUGGUAAAGAGUAUGACCCAGUUGCGGCCAGACAGGGUCAGGAUGCCAUUCCCCCGCCUGACCCUGGUGAGCAGAUCUUCAACCUGCCAAAGAAGUCCCACCAUGCAGCCAGCUCACCUACUGCAGGAGCAUCGAGGUCGACCGCAACAACCCCCAAGUCCUCAACACCAACUUCAAGACCCUCGUCAGCAAAAAAGAUCCCUGUAUCAUCAACUCCUGCCAAAGGAGAGAAAGAACUGGAAGCACAGGUCACACAUCUUACGGAGCAGGUGAACACAUUAAAGUUGGCACUGGAAGGAGUGGAGAAGGAGCGGGACUACUACUUCAGCAAGCUGCGAGAGGUGGAGCUGCUGUGCCAGGAGCAGGGUGAAGAAAGUGCACCUUUUGUCGAACGGCUAAUGGAGGUCCUUUACGCCUCAGAUGAACAGGAAGGAGCAGAGCUGGCUGAGGGUGAUGGACAGGAAGUGGACCAGCAAGCCCAUGAGGAGGCACCAGAUUAUCAGCAGGAGGAGCAGGAUGAAUACUGACUACCAUCAACCCACACCGCGGUUACACCCUUCUUUUUAAUAUGUGAGAACUGUUAAAGGAUUUUAAUUUUUCCCUCAUGGUUUAUUUUUUGUCCUCUCCAAGACUGAGCACAUGAAGCAAACCUGAAUAGAAGCACCAUCACAGUUUUUAUUUUUUGUAUCCCUCUGCUCACUGUUCGAUGUUUUUGUGACUUUUGGUGAACUGCUGUGGCAGACGAGCUCAGACCAUCACAGAAGUUUGCGAGGACUGUGUGAGUGGAAAGUUGACUCAAAAGCUACAGUAGAUGUGCUGAAAUGCUGAAGUUUAGACGGGCAGCUGUACCUGUCAAUGCAAGUGUUAACUUCCCAGCUUAUGUCCUUUUUUUCCAUUUUAUUUUGUUUUUAUUUUGCAUAUCAACAAUAUUAAUCACAAGAAUGCAAUAAGCAAAGCCCUGAAAGGGCUCGUAGUAGCUCUUAUUUAACCUCCUUCCAUAUGUUGCACUGACAUUUGACUCUGUACUGGACAAUCUGUCCAUAGAUCCUCACGGUAUUUAUUAUUAUUAAGCCUUAGAAAUAGUCCAAGAUUCUGCAUUGCAUCCUCAUGAAGGAGGAAAAUACAUUCAAUGAAUUGUGAAUAAAUGUAGUAUAAUGCCACCGUAUGACUGUUUGACAUCCUCACAAAUUACAAGAUUUCAGAUAAUCAGUGUGCUCAACAAUGUGUUAUUCACACCACACAGGGUGGUUUGGCGAUAGUUUACUUGGUAUGCUGUAAUCAUAGGGAAGGAGAAAAACAUUAUUGUGGACUAGUCUUAUUAUGAUGCAGCAUUUUAAGUUUUAAACCUCAGCUGGAACUUGUGGUCUGUUCUGAUUUCAGAGUUGUGUUUUUUUAAACCACAAGUCUUAGGGAGGUGAGUCGGUUCACUGAGUAAUUUGCCAUGCUAUAUUCCAGUAAGUACAUUGUAUACCCUUUCUUAAUAUUGCAUUUACUAAUAUUGAACUGGGCAGUGCACCAUAAUGCUUUAGUCAUAUAUUAUUAUUGUGUAAAUGAAAAGGAAUGUAAACAUGUACUGUCAAUAAUUAAUGAAUGGUAAAUGUUUUUUUUCAUGUCCCACUCAUUAUGCAUUCCCCAAAAAAUGUGUUGCAUGUUUGCAUUUUAUUUGUGAAUAACUUGACCUGCUUUUUACAUAUUUAAUAAAAAACAAGUAUGUUAAGUGAGCUUUUUGUAUGUUUAACCUGCUAUUUGAAAGAUGUUGAGAUUCAGAUGGAUUUGCUGUAAUAAAAUUAUGUUUUGAGUUCA
Scatophagus argus is the source of this 3949-nucleotide messenger RNA. RefSeq names its product microtubule-associated protein, RP/EB family, member 2 (gene mapre2). Gene Ontology annotation, biological process: protein localization to microtubule plus-end; spindle assembly; regulation of microtubule polymerization or depolymerization. NCBI's taxonomy places the organism in Eukaryota, Metazoa, Chordata, Actinopteri, Scatophagidae. The record is from RefSeq and is a predicted model, not a curated record. Gene Ontology annotation, molecular function: microtubule plus-end binding. The transcript has 7 exons. The coding region runs from base 1660 to 2673 and encodes 337 amino acids. Gene Ontology annotation, cellular component: microtubule plus-end; cytoplasmic microtubule; microtubule organizing center.